AGGUCCGGACUUUCCCCGCAGAUGUCGGCAGGCCGGCUCUGAAGACGAGACGUGCACAAAUGCGUCUGCCGAUCGUGGCCGUUGCGAUGUCUUUGCUUUGUGACGUGAUCGAGAGCCGCACCAAGACAGACGGUGCGCGAGAUUGGUCGGAAGGUUGUCAAAAUUGCGCCAUGUGCUCAGCAGCCAAUGGUUGCGUACGCUGCGUUGACCGCCUCUUCCUGUUGCUGCAGCGAGACGGCAUCUCUCAACACGGGACCUGUCUGCAGGCCUGUCCAAAAGGCUACUACGGAAUCAGGGGACGCGACAUGAAUCGCUGUAUCAGGUGUCGCUCGGGGAACUGCGAGCACUGCUUCAAUCGGGACUUUUGCACACAGUGCAAACCCGGCUUCCGGGUCUACAGCGGCCGGUGCGUAAGCAUCUGUCCCGCUGGAAGCGUCCCACACCACGACCAAUGUAUCGACGAGUGCGUCCUGGUCUCGCCUUCCCCCUGGAGCAAAUGGAGCAUCUGCUUACGAGACAGCGCCCCCUGCGGUUUCAGGUGGGGGCUACAGACCCGAACACGGUGGAGCACCGCGUCCAAUCAGACACACGGUCCCGACCGGACAACUUGCCCAGCACGCAGCGAGACCCGGAGGUGCCGGAUGAAGAGGAGGUGCCCCACAGACGGCCGAAUGCCCAGGAUGCGGGGCGGAGGCCGCAAGCGUCAGCGGAAACCCAUUUGGAUGUUGGCCAACAGCGGCAGCGCCAACACGCUGGACAUCUUCUGAGCAUUUCUGAACUUUGAAAGGUCUACCAUGGAUGGAUGCCUCCUCAGUUCUCACUUUUACUGGAUGGGGCAGGGCGGCAAUCUCUCAAACUCAAGUGCCAGGGGCCGGUUGAAUUAUUUAAGAUUAUUAGAAAAUGCCUUUUUUACCUAAUAAACAGCAUAUAGCCACUCUUAGAAAAAUGUUUGCCCAUUUCUACGUUUUUGUACGACCAAAUAUUAGGGCACACUAGAGAGACAGAAAAAUAAAACGUGUUAUUACAAGAGAAAUAUGAAGUUUGG
Corythoichthys intestinalis (scribbled pipefish) is the source of this 1045-nucleotide messenger RNA. It is a transcript of the gene rspo4, whose product is annotated as R-spondin 4. The transcript has 5 exons. Bases 60 to 767 code for a protein of 235 amino acids. The record is from RefSeq and is a predicted model, not a curated record. Lineage: Eukaryota; Metazoa; Chordata; Actinopteri; Syngnathiformes; Syngnathidae.